UAAGGUUUAGAUUGAUUCCUUGCCCAGCAGUCAAACAUUAAAUUGAUGGAUAGAUUUACUCGGUGCUUGAGGUCGCAAGUACUCGUUGAAUCUAUCAAGCCUGAUUUCUAGUCAGAGAUAUGAAUUUUUGGUGAAAGUGAUGCAAACGUCCUGGUCAACUUCAUUUCACAAUAAAAUAUACUUGUUUAUCAAUGAAGAGUAGUGGGGGGCUUAGAUAAUCUUUCCACCUGGCACAACUGCAAAGGAAGAGUCAAAUCUCUACAUGAAUAACACCAGUAGAUACAACAUGGAAGCAGAAUCAUCUUCUCAAAAACCUCAGAGGCACAUGACAUCAUCAAGAUUUUCAGUUUCUAGAUGUUCUUCACUAUUAAUGGCCUUCCUUUUUGCUCUCUCUGCAUCUUUCCAAUUCAAUGACCCUGAUUGGUAUUUCUGGUUUCCCCUAUAUGCACUGGCUUGCCUUGUCAACAUGGUCAAUGGGUUCACAAAAAUAGCCAAAAUCACACUCUGGAUGGGGACCAUCUUAUUCCUCAAAGUUGUCAUUGAAGAUGUUUGGUUUCAUCAAGGAAUAUCUGAAAUUUGGUCAUUUGACAUGACGGAGAGAGUAGUGAGGGAAAAGAUUGGAAGUGGACUUGUUAUUCUCUCCAUGUCUAUACUAGUGCAAAAAAGAAACCCUAAUAAUACUACACUUUCAAACCAUGUUGAAAUUGGUCAGUCAAUCUUGGUUGCAAUAGCUUAUGGCCUGUCCUUCGCUUUCAUUUUGUUCUCAAAGCCAGAAAUGAAGUUGUAAUCUUACAACAGUUUAUAGUCUUGGUGGUUUCG
This is a messenger RNA of Solanum dulcamara, 819 nucleotides long. RefSeq lists its product as uncharacterized. The record is from RefSeq and is a predicted model, not a curated record. NCBI's taxonomy places the organism in Eukaryota, Viridiplantae, Streptophyta, Magnoliopsida, Solanales, Solanaceae. Bases 263 to 787 code for a protein of 174 amino acids. The transcript is spliced from 3 exons.